Messenger RNA from Ochlerotatus camptorhynchus, 1914 nucleotides. RefSeq names its product probable RNA-binding protein CG14230. Lineage: Eukaryota; Metazoa; Arthropoda; Insecta; Diptera; Culicidae. Gene Ontology annotation, molecular function: RNA binding. Bases 63 to 1889 code for a protein of 608 amino acids. The transcript is spliced from 2 exons. The record is from RefSeq and is a predicted model, not a curated record.
GAAUCGGAAUUAGAGUAGUUUUUGUUUCGAUUUUUUGUAUGUUUAAACAUAAUUAAACUAAAAUGCCGAUACAUCGCCUUUUCGUGGGCAACGUUCCCGCGGGAACCAGUGAGCAAGAGCUGAAGCAGGAAUUUUCCAACUAUGGUUCGGUGAAAGCGAUCGACCUCAAAUGCAAACCGAAUGCACUGAACGGUUCGGUGGACACGUUCGCCUUCGUCAACGUCGAGCUGGAUGAUCGUACCCUGUGGCAAUGCAUCAACGAGUUCCGGCAAGAGCAGUACAAAGGUGUCUACUUGAAUGUAUCGAAAGCUAAGGAAUCGUUUUUGGAUCGAUUGAAACGGGAGCGAGAGGAAGCGGAAGCUGCCAAGCAGAACAGCGAAGCGCUUAAUCCGUACAAGAAGGCCCAGGAGCACGAACCGGUUAAGAAGAUCGCUGAGGCACUACCAGUUCUACCGACGAUUGCGAAGCAGGUGGAAAGUUCCAGUUCUGAGUCGAGCUCGGAAGAUGAAUCGCCAGCACCACCACCGGUGAGGCGGUCGGCUGUUGCGAUUAAAAAACCUCAGGUCGAUGAUGAAGAUCAGCUGGUUAGGAAGUGGAACCAGGAAACCUACAUCGAACAUGGCAAGCUGAAGAUUGUGUCCAUCACCGGGCAGGUGAAGGAAGUGAUCGAUAAAAGCAAAAAUCGCAACCAGCAGUCGGGCAAGGAGUUGGAUGAGAAGGCAAAAUUGGCCGACGAAAAGCGGAAGCAAGGAUUGACAAACCUUCAGAGUGCUUACGAGCAGCAAAAGUCGGCUAUUCAGGCGGCUUUGGCCGGAGGAGGGGAUGGUGCUAAGCGGAAGAAAAUUGUAUUUGAUGACGAUGAUGAUGAUCAGGCCGGAAAGAAGCCAAAGAUAUCGCUGUUUGGAGAUGAAGAUGGUGAAGAUGGAUUCAAGGCAAAUUUUACGGUUAGGAAGCAACUUGCGGAGAAUACGGAAAAGGGUCAGCGACUGUUCGAUAUGCAAACUCAGUUCCACGGCGAUUCCCGUUUUAAGUUGGAUGAGCGUUUCCUUGCCGAUGAUACGGCUGCUGGGCGGAAGAAGAGAAUGUUGUACGAAAGGGAAAAGGCCACCAUGGAUAAAAGCGGUGUCAACGUGAACAAUCAAGAACGCAAGAAGCAGAUGGAGAUUCUGUCGAAGGUGACCGGAAGGGACAUUUACGAUCGAGAGCAGUUCAAGAAGGACAACGUUGGAGCGAAGGGAAUGCAACGGUUCGAUCCUUCGGCGAAGAAGGAAGUUCCGGUGAAGAAGGAGAAGAUUCUUACGGAAGAGGAAAUUUUGGAGGCGAAACGAGCCGAACGUCCGGAAGAGGUGUUCCAAGUUACGGAAGAUAAGUUUUUCAAGGUUUCCGAUGGCUUAUCCCAUGCGAUCGGAACCAACUCCGGAGGGUUUAGUUUGUUGUCCACAUUUGGAGCUGCGGUGGCUGAAAAUGCUGAAGAGGAAAACGAUCAGGAGCAGCCUCUAGACAAACCAAUGUAUAGCGACGCUCGAUUCAGGUACGAAUCAUCGGCUAGUGAAGAUGAGGAUGAAAAACCGGAAAAGGCAGUCGAAACCAUCGCAGUUGUACCGGAAGAGGAAGCUACCAAGAAGAAGAAAAAGAAGAGUGGAUACCUUUCGAAGCAGGGCAUUUGGAAGGAGAAUUUCUUCUUCCUACCGAAUGAUGCUCGCUUCGAAGAGGGUAGGAAGUUUUUCCUGGAAUUUGCCAGCUCUGCGGCCGAAGCCAAUGCCAGUAAGGGCGAUCAAGCAAAGGAUAUUCGGAAGAUUUUCAAAAAGCGCAGAAUGCGCGAAACGAAAAAUGUCAACCAGAUGAGAGCCAAGCGUGGGCUGAAGUUAAUGAAAGGUAAGCGAAAAUAGAUUCGUUGGUUUUGUGCUACGAUAA